Messenger RNA from Amphiprion ocellaris (clown anemonefish), 2329 nucleotides. It is a transcript of the gene blvra, whose product is annotated as biliverdin reductase A. Gene Ontology annotation, molecular function: biliverdin reductase [NAD(P)H] activity; zinc ion binding; nucleotide binding. Bases 229 to 1098 code for a protein of 289 amino acids. The record is from RefSeq and is a predicted model, not a curated record. Gene Ontology annotation, biological process: heme catabolic process. The transcript has 8 exons. Lineage: Eukaryota; Metazoa; Chordata; Actinopteri; Pomacentridae.
GACAAAACAAGCGCACCUUGUGGAACGACAAUCGCUUUCAACUACAGAAGCUCAUGGGCUACUGAUAGCUUCACGUUAUUCAUCUCAGUCUUGGUCUUUUAUAUCGACACACACCGAUAAUAGCUGUAUUUGUUCGUGUGCGUCACGGCAGAGCUACGUAGAGUGAGGGAACCACCUUUGACCUGCUGAUGAAAAGUGGACAUCAGAUUAGAAGCAGUUGCAUUGAAUAUGUUUGGAGCAGUGGUGGUUGGUAUCGGCACAGCAGGUUGGGUGAGGAUUAGAGACAUGUUAGCUCCAGCGCUUGGCAGUCCUGCUGAGAAACUUGCUGUCAAAGGAUUCAUAUCCAGGAGAAGCUUGGACAGUCAGCAGGGAGUGAGCCAGAUCUCAGUGGACAUGGCCAUAAGCAGAGAAGACAUUCAUGUGGUGUUCAUUUGCACUGAGAAUGUGUCCCAUGAAGACAGUGUCAGAAUGUUUCUACAGGCAGGGAAACAUGUCUGUGUUGAGUAUCCCAUGACCAUGAACUACAGCGCUGCUGUGGAACUCUAUGAUUUAGCGGAGGAAAAAGGUUUGAUUCUCCAUGAAGAACACAUAGAGCUGCUGACAGAAGAUUACAAAGAACUGAAGAAAACGGUAGAUGGAAAAGUCCUGCAGGAAGGAAGUCUUCAUUUUACUGGUGGCGCUCUGAAGCCUGGAUUUGGUUUCCUAGCAUUCAGUGGUAUUGCUCGCCUCACCUGGUUGGUUGAUUUGUUUGGUGAGCUGUCUGUAACUGCCGCAACCAUGGAGGAGGACGUUCCUAAUAGCUACAGCAAGAUGACGGCAAGACUACUAACUUCUGACAACAGACCUCUGAUGUGGAUUGAGGAACGGGGACCAGGCCUCCCCAGGGCUAAGAACAUCAACUUUCACUUUGACUCUUGCACUUUGACUCAAAUCCCUCCUGCACCCAGAGGAGCUGUGGGCCUCUUCAUGCAAGACCUGAUCCACUUCUCUGCCAAGCUGGCAGGCCAAGUGAAUCCUGUGGAGCUGCGGAAAGAGAAAGUCCGAAUCCUGCACUGCUUGGAACUGGCAGAGAGGAUAAAACAACUUUGCCAGAAUUAAAUGGGUCUGUCCAGUUUCUAACCAUCAUCUUAUUUAUCUUGAAUUUCUUUGUUUUUCACCUCGAUGCCCUUUAAGUUUUGUACUGGCUGUAAAAAACUUAAAAUAAUUAUUAGUUUAUCAUACCAAUGAAUAUUAGUAUUUACUACUCAUCUAAAGUGGAGCAAUUUAAUUACUAUUUAUUACUCGUCUAAAGCGGAGCAAUUGAAUUGAAUAAUACAUGCUAGCAUCAUAUAGAGCAGGUCUGCGGUAUCCAGCAAGGAUUUAUCAGCUACGCUUAUUGUGCCAUCUUGGACAUAAUUAUUACCUUGAUCAAACAACCGCCUUAUAUUUAAUGUUUUUCUUUUUCCAAUAGCAAUUGUUUUUACAUUCUAAAUGAAAUAUAUUGCUACCUGGCCUGCUGGAAAAGUUUUUAUUUACUCUCCUGCCACUGUGACACUUGUUUCAACCUUCCAAGGCAGUGACAUCUCAAGCACUCUACCCCAUUCAGACUGAUACAGUGACACUGGGGGUCAGUGCUCAGACACUGACCCUCCAUCACCACUUUGGGCUUCAGUUUAGCUUUGAGAUUGCCAGGUUUCUGUACAGUAGCAUUUCAUUUCUACCAGGAGCACACAGUGAUUCAGCAAUACUGAGCAUGAUUUAAAUCUUUAGUCUGAUUUGAUGGGUGUCCUCUCUAAAUUGCCAGAUUCACCUCUUUCCAUUGAUAUUCACGUCAUCCACUAUAAACUGAAUAAAAAUCGGAACUUUACAAAAAUUAAUUAAACUUAAACUGCAUAGAAAUCAUGAAAUAUGUCAAAACACAGAUUUAGAUAAAUAACACUCAAAGCCGUGUGUUUAUAUGAAGUUUCUGCUGUAAAAUAUGCCAGAGCUCCAGGGUUCCAAAGAUGCUUGGGUUUUGUCAGUUGGCUGGCCAGCUUUCUAUUCAUUUCCAUGGGGAUUUUGAAUGUAGUUCUUAAGAAUUUUGCAAAAACACGUACAAUGAAAGCACAUCAUUCCUGAUCAAGCCACACAUUUUAUUUUAUUGUAAUAAUUUGUAUGUUUUUUUCUCAAAGCUGAGGAAUAAGUUAGGUGCUGAAAAUCAUAUUGGAAGAAUUUAUAAUGAGAAUAUGUCAGUUAAUCACUGUGUGCAAUGGGAGUCACAAGUCACAAGACUAAUUUUACUAAUUGAGGGAGGAGUGUUGUUGCUUUUAUUGACUUAUCAUUGUAUUAAAUGAAUAUUUGUGCCUCCAAA